UUCUUGUUGGAUCUCGUCUGUUCUUUUUUUUUUUUUUUUACCUCUUUUCCUUCGAAAAAGGACGAGUUUUUCGGGCGACCAAAAAUGUCGGGGGAGGCAAAGGACCCGGCGAUCAAGCUCUUCGGGAAGACGAUCUCUUUGCCCGAUGUCCCUCCUCCUGGGGAUGCGGCGGGGGCCGUCGACACUGGUCAGAUUCCGUGCGCAGAUCCUCCUCCUCCUCCUCCCUCGCCUGACGAGAAUAUAGGCGGGGGCAACAAUGAAGUAGAAGAGGAGGAGGAGGAGGAAGAAGGGGAAGGAGGAGACCGGGAUGACAAGGAAACACGGAAUGAGAAAUCAGCUAUAACCAAGCUGGAAUAUGGAGCCCAAUUCGUGAAUCUCGAGGAAGGCACAAACCAGGACACAAUAUCGGUGACAAUGACAAAUGAGAACCCUAGGACGCCAUCAGUCGACAAGGAGAGCACUACUCCAAAGACGUCGAAAUCAGAAGAGGAGCAGAGCGACACGAGCAACUCGCAAGAGAAGGUGCUCAAGAAACCCGACAAGAUACUUCCUUGCCCUCGAUGUAAUAGCAUGGACACCAAAUUCUGUUACUACAACAACUAUAACGUGAACCAGCCCCGACACUUCUGCAAGAACUGCCAGAGAUACUGGACAGCUGGUGGGACCAUGAGGAAUGUUCCCGUGGGUGCUGGUCGCCGCAAGAACAAACACUCGGCUUCUCAUUACCGUCAUCUAGCCGUUCCUGAAGCCCUGCAAAGCAUAAGGUCGGAUUUCCCUAACGGGGUCCAUCACCCACCAGUGAAACCUAAUGGCACUGUCCUCACCUUCGGAUCAGAUACACCUCUAUGUGAAUCCAUGGCUUCGGUUUUGCAUUUGGCUGAUAAGGCCAUGCAUAACUGCAGGAAAAAUGGAUUCCAUAAACCUGAAGGAGUGAUAAUUCCAACCCCUAGUGGAAGUGCGAGAAGCGGGGUUGAGAAUAUGAAUGGAUCUUCAGCCACCGCAGCGAAUUCCAACCAUGCGAAGAGUAAAAAUGGAGCCAAAGAAAUUGUGAUGCCGAAUUGUCAGGGUUUUCCUCCUCAGCUACCAUGCUUUCCGGGGGCUCCGUGGCCUUAUGCAUGGAACUCUGCUCCCUGGAGCCCACCGAUAUCCCCUGGCCCGCAGACUUUCUGUCCACCUGGUUUUGCCGUGCCGUUUUACCCAGGGCCAGCUUAUUGGAGUUGCGGUGUGCCAGGUGCUUGGAACAUUCCUUGGGUUGCCCAGCCAACUUCUCCGAACCACAGUGCCACGAGCUCCGGGCCCAAUUCUCCGACCCUGGGGAAACACUCUAGGGAUGAGAAAAUCGUGAAACCGAACGACUCCAUUGAAGAGGAGCCACAAAAGGAGGCUAAUCCUGAGAGAUCCUUGUGGAUUCCAAAGACAUUAAGGAUUGAUGAUCCAGGAGAAGCUGCAAAGAGCUCAAUAUGGGCGACGCUUGGGAUAAAAAAUGAAGCUUCUGAUUCGGCUGGCAGGGGAGUACUCUUCAAGGCCUUCCGGUCUAAGAGUGAGGAAAAGAACCAUGUGGUCGAAGCUUCUUCUGUGUUACAAGCAAAUCCAGCCGCAAUGUCUCGAUCACUCAACUUCCAAGAGAGCUCGUAAUCGGGUAAUUCGGAGGCUUGGUCAUCAACUGGCGUUGUGAGCAUCUGUUGUGCUCGAAUGGUUUGUCAAAAAACAGCUGUGAGAUCCCCAAGAUCUUAUCGAUUCACCGUCCUCAUUUCUGAGGAUCUAUGUUGAAGCCAUUCUGAGAAGGAAAAAGGAACGCGAUUCUUUCCCGUCCCUUUCUCUCUCUCUCUCGAUCUCUCGAUGUGAAAGAGACUUCUCAGCAUAAGUUCCAAACUGAUGAUCCUCCCCCCUUCUUUUGUUUAGUCGAUAGUAAAAGCGGGCGCGCCUCUUUUUUCUUUGUCAGCAUAGUGAUUUGGUGAGUUCAUGUACGUACUAGAUGUGAAAUAAUGAGAGCUAUAAAAUAAGUGAGAAUUGUAUUGUACUCAAGUUUUAUUGUAAUGUACAUCAAAGUUGUAGUCUAAA
This is a messenger RNA of Syzygium oleosum, 2061 nucleotides long. Its product is annotated as cyclic dof factor 2. Lineage: Eukaryota; Viridiplantae; Streptophyta; Magnoliopsida; Myrtales; Myrtaceae. The coding region runs from base 85 to 1635 and encodes 516 amino acids. Gene Ontology annotation, biological process: regulation of DNA-templated transcription. Gene Ontology annotation, molecular function: DNA binding; DNA-binding transcription factor activity. The transcript has 2 exons. The record is from RefSeq and is a predicted model, not a curated record.